Molecule: messenger RNA, 3910 nt
Organism: Melopsittacus undulatus (budgerigar)
Lineage: Eukaryota; Metazoa; Chordata; Aves; Psittaciformes; Psittaculidae
Gene: OSBPL2
Product: oxysterol binding protein like 2
Exons: 13
Coding region: 39-1487 (482 amino acids)
Cellular component (GO): cytosol; intracellular membrane-bounded organelle; plasma membrane
Molecular function (GO): cholesterol binding
Source: RefSeq, a predicted model, not a curated record
GCAAAGCAUAGUCUGCGGGGACUUGUUUCACUUGCAGGAUGUGGAAGAAGAAGAAGGCCAAGAGAACUAGAGUUACUGGCUUUGAUUCUGACAAUUCUUCAGGAGACUUUUCAGAAGCAAACCAUAAAGUUGCAGAAAUGCUUGAUCUAGAUCCACACCAAAGCGAUAGGACUGGGAAGCAUAACGGAGAGACAGAGAUCCAAGAAAAUGGAAUUAAGAGACACAGGACGUCGUUACCUGCCCCAAUGUUUUCUAGGAACGAUUUUAGUGUGUGGAGCAUACUAAAAAAAUGCAUUGGACUGGAGUUAUCUAAAAUUACAAUGCCCAUUGUUUUCAACGAGCCAUUGAGUUUCCUUCAACGGAUAACAGAAUAUAUGGAACAUAUAUACCUCAUAAAUAAGGCUUGUAGUCAUGCAGACCCCCUGGAAAGAAUGCAGGCUGUAGCUGCCUUUGCAGUUUCUGCUGUAGCUUCUCAGUGGGAGAGAACUGGCAAACCAUUUAACCCGCUGUUAGGAGAAACCUAUGAAUUAACCAGGGAGGAUUUAGGGUUUAGGUUUAUAUCGGAACAAGUCAGCCACCACCCGCCUAUUAGUGCAUUUUAUUCUGAAGGCCUCAAUAAGGAUUUCAUUUUUCAUGGAUCAAUCUAUCCCAAACUAAAAUUCUGGGGAAAGAGUAUAGAAGCAGAGCCCCGGGGAACAAUUACUUUGGAGCUUCUGAAACAUAAUGAAGCUUACACAUGGACGAACCCAACCUGUUGUGUACAUAAUGUAAUUAUCGGUAAACUGUGGUUAGAACAAUACGGAACAGUAGAGAUUGUAAAUCACAGCACUGGAGAUAAAUGUGUCCUUAAUUUUAAACCAUGUGGACUGUUUGGGAAAGAGCUUCACAGAGUAGAGGGACACAUUCAGGACAAGAACAGAAAGAAGCUGUGUGUGAUCUAUGGCAAGUGGACAGAAUGCUUGUGGUGCACUGACCCCACUACAUAUGAGACAUACAAAAAGAAUGAGAAGAGAGGUGGUGAGCAGAAGAAACCGAAGCAGAGUGAAGAUGUUAUUAAAUCUGAAAAUGAUGAGGCUGAUGAUAUGCCAGAGGUUCAAGACACGGUGCAGUUCAUACCAGGCAGUAAAUUACUUUGGAGAAUAAAUUGUAGGCCACCCAACUCCUCCCAGAUGUACAAUUUCACCAGUUUUGCCGUGAGCCUCAAUGAGCUGGAGAAGGGCAUGGAAGCGAUAUUGGCUCCCACUGACUGCCGGCUACGUCCAGAUAUCAGAAACAUGGAAAAUGGGAACAUGGAUGUGGCUAGCAAAGAAAAAGAGAGGCUAGAGGAGAAGCAGAGAGCUGCUCGCAAGGAGCGUGCGAAGGAUGAGGUGGAGUGGCACACACGAUGGUUUCAUCAAGGCACUAACCCCUACACUGGGACUUCAGAUUGGCUCUACUCAGGUGGCUAUUUUGAUAGGAAUUUCUCAGACUGCCCAGACAUAUACUGAAGUUACAGAACCCAUCGCUCAUCUCAUCUGGACAUCCAGCUCCUAGAGUUCGUUCCAAGCCAGUCACUGGUUUUGUUGAUAGUGAAAACCAGCUUUUCUAAGUCAAUUUUAACACCAAGUCUAUGGGUCAACAAUCAAGGAUUUCAUUAGCACUAAUGUUGGAUUGCCAAAUAUCGAGAUACUGUCGCCUUCUGUCCAUAAAGCUGCACCUGAAAUCAUCAUAUUUUCACUAAUUUUCAAAGGCACCUUUUGGUUCUUCAUUUCCCUCCUUAGUUUCUUUGUCAGGAAGAUUCGCUGUACCCGGUAGAGCACAUAACAUCCUUGAGAACUACAUAACCUAAAUAAAAUAGAGAUAUAUAUCCUUGUUACUUAGUACAAUAGUGAAGAAUCUGAAGGUUUUUGGAACUUGGAGCCGGGAUGAAAGUUAACAUUGUACCAGCAGGAUCAAAUCUAGUGCUGUGGAUGCUCCCCGUGGAGAGAUGCAUGUGAGCUCAGUCCGGUAUGUAGCACUACGGGGGGACCAGUGCCUGGCCCCUCGGUAUGAUUCAAUAAUGGAUUGACUCUGGGAAACAAAACCCAGCCUGAGCUUCCCAACAUGUAGUUGUCUGUUACAGAGUCUUCACAACCUCGGGACACUGUGAGCAUUAAACUGUAUACCUGUGAUAAACCUACAUAAAGCAUACGUUAAAGAGCAGGGAAGGGUGCAUUAAGAACUGUGCUUUUUCUGAAGUCAAACGCUGUUCUAAAGCUACCAGAAGCUUCGGAAGCAAUUGCAGGAAUGUCGAGGUGGUUACAAUGUAAAAUAUAUUGCUUGCUACCACUGGGAGGCUUAAAUCUUCUGCACUACCUUUGGCAGCUUUGGCGCUAUGUAUGCUUCUAGGCUAAACUCUUUGGAAGCACUUUGGUGUCUGUAGCCACACAGGUUCAUAUUCUGGGGACGUUUUGGUCUGCAUGUCGUUCAUUAUUAGGUCAUGUCUGGUUUGUAUGUUGUGAAAAAGCAGAAAUCAACUUCCAGCUUUGACAGAGUUCUACCUAUUACAAGUUUUCUGUGCGCACGUGAUGUCAAGAAGUCAGAUUUCUUUUGUUCCAUGUCAAACCGUCAAAGCCAUACAACCCUAGCAAGGAUGACUGGAUCGAUGCAUUCAUUGUCCUGCAAGUGAGAACACACUGGGAGGGGUGAGGGGGGACAGAAGCUGGAAGAAAUAAGUCCAGUCAUUAAAGCUAAUCCUAAUGUUGCUGCUGCUUUUAUCCAAGUUUUUAACAGUACCCAGGUAAAAUGGAGAGUGGCUGCAGAGAGCCGUGAGGUCUCAGUGAUUCAGCAAUCACUGGUGUUAAGCACCAGCAGCUGGAGGAGCUCAUGGUGUGAUUGAUGUCCAGGACACAUGUGGCUUCAGCCAGAGAGAUGAUGAAAGGGCUUCUCUUCCAGCCUCAGGAUUAAGAAGCAGACGGGAGUGACUUGUGGAGAGAUGCGUUUGUGGCCAGCCAGGCACAUCAUGGUUGGAAUAACGCUAAAUGUGGGGGAGAUCUGGGUCUUGUCCUCACUGCAGCAACAGGAGAAACUGUAACAAUUGAGGGCAGUCUGGAACCUGGUCCUAGCAGCAUUGGUCUAUUGCCAUGCAUCAGCCUGUGUGGCUGCAGGUGCCGGGGCUCGCAGCUGGUGUAUGGGGUUCAGGGGGCUGUCUCUGUUCCUCGUGAGCACAGAACCCCUUGGCUCUUACACAGACGUUGCUGAGCCCUGCAGGACAGCACAAAAACAUGGUUUUAUCUGAAAAGAUGAACUUCAGUGGCCAGGCAUGGGGCUCCCUUCCCAACCCGCUGCAAGUGGCACCGGGAGCCCUUUGUGAGGCAGAGACUGAAAGGAUUCCUGUUUAACACCUCCUGGCAGGUUAAAGCUUACCUGAAUGUUCAGUGGUGGAGUGGUGUUUGCAUAGGACCUGCCUGAAUGGAGGAAGAGUCACUGUUAAAGCAGUACUCUGCAAGAAGUGCAAGGUUGGCAUCUCUCAUGGUGUAAGCUCAAAGCCCUGAAGCCUUGUCAUUAGAUGAAAGCACAAACCAAUGGUUUCAUCCAAACCAUACAGGAUCCUUUUAGGAUUUAAAAUGAAACUGGGAAGGUUUCGAUGGUAGGAGCACUCCAUUGGUGGUGUCCUUACCCUCUCCUCCCCUUCUGAGGGUUUCAGGUCAGUUUCAGCCUCGCUCCAAACCCAUUCUUCUGAUUUAUUGUUCAUUGCCAACACUUCAGAUUCUUUCCCCUCCCGGCCUCGAGGUCUGGGCUUGGUUUCCCCUGGGCCUCCCGAUGCUCUCACCACCACCUUUUCUUUCCCAUGCAGGUCUCGCCUCAGUAGUUUCCGUGUCAGGACAUGAAGAGCUUUGCACCUUUUGAAAGAAUGUCACUUUUAUAACUUGAUUAAACACUGUCUCUACGA